AUGAGUAUCCUCAGCUGGAACUGCCGGGGUUUGGGUGGCACCCGGACAGUUCGUGAACUCUUGGGCAUAGUGUCCAAGGAGCGACCCUUUUUUGUCUUCUUAAUGGAGACGAAAGCGAAUGUAGAUAAAGUGGAACAGGUGAGGGUGAAGAUGGGAUUUGAAGGGGCGGUGAAUGUGGAUCGUGUGGGUUUGGGAGGUGGUCUAGCGCUAUUGUGGAGGGAUGCGAAGUCGGCUUCACUGCUGAGUUUCUCUAACAAUCAUAUAGACAUGGAAGUCACGCUACCAGGCAGGCCAAAGUGGAGGUUAACCGAUUUUUAUAGUAAUCCGGAGAGAUCAAAGAGACACAUUACGUGGGAUCUUCUGCGAAAGCUCAAGCACAGAUCAUCACUCCCUUGGGUUGUCGUGGGAUACUUUAACGACAUUGCAUUUCUCUCUGAAAAACGGGGUGACCAUUCACAUCCUGACGCCAUCAUUGAAUGCUUCAAUGACGCGCUAAGCGACUACCAGCUUAAUGAUCUGGGAAUGUUGGGGGAUCGGUUUACGUGGGAAAAAAGCCAUGGAACAGAGGCAUGGGUGGAGGAAAGGCUAGACAGGGCGGUGGCAUCGAUUAAUUGGGUGGGGUUGCACGAGGAAGCAGCGGUACGUAAAAUCUUUACAGUAGCUUCGGAUCAUAGUGCCAUCUUCCACAACUUAGAGACGCGUCUAAUACGUGCAGCCAGGAGUUCGUUUAAAUUCGAAUCUGCCUGGCUACUUAACGCAAGAUGUGCAAAAGAGGUCGAGGCGGCAUGUAGUCAGACGAUCGAAAUGGGCUUCCGGUAG
Ipomoea nil (Japanese morning glory) is the source of this 819-nucleotide messenger RNA. RefSeq lists its product as uncharacterized. The record is from RefSeq and is a predicted model, not a curated record. Bases 1 to 819 code for a protein of 272 amino acids. NCBI's taxonomy places the organism in Eukaryota, Viridiplantae, Streptophyta, Magnoliopsida, Solanales, Convolvulaceae. Gene Ontology annotation, molecular function: catalytic activity. The transcript has a single exon.